Candida dubliniensis CD36 is the source of this 894-nucleotide messenger RNA. RefSeq lists its product as uncharacterized. The record is from RefSeq and is a predicted model, not a curated record. The coding region runs from base 1 to 894 and encodes 297 amino acids. Lineage: Eukaryota; Fungi; Ascomycota; Pichiomycetes; Serinales; Debaryomycetaceae. The transcript has a single exon.
AUGUCAAUUCUCCGAAGUGAAGGAGCGUUAAGGGUUAGUCGAUAUACAUUGAGAAAUGCACCUCUUACGAUUGUUACCCCAAUCAACCAACCACUGGUGGUUGUGAGACGGGAUUUGGAUUCAUCCCAGCCGUCAAGCUUAAUAACCCACACACAGACAACACGGCUAGUUUCAAAUCCACGAUAUAUGAAAUUCAGCAGAUACCCCACUUUAAGAAAUGAACAUCCAGAGAUUGACAAAAAGGAACUUCAGCGUAAGAUUAAUGUGAAUAAAGUGAUUGAUCAAUUAAGAGAAUAUGUACCUGAUAUAUUAGAAACAUCAUUACCCAAAUCAAUUAUUUCUAAAGAUAUAUACUUGAGAAUAUGUCCUUCCCAAUUUGAUGAAAACUAUUUGCCCAAAUUAAAUGGACUUGUUACAUAUUAUACUACUUGCAAAGCCAUCCAAUUAUUUUUAACCUCAGUAAUGUUGAGUCCUAAAGUAAAAUUACAUAUACAAUCAAUCCGAGUUUCACGUGGACCCGAUCCACAAUGUAUGUUUAAUGACACGACAAAGAUAUUUUUGCGAUGGUCUACAUGUCCCGAUGGAUGUUCUCAUUUGGAUGCACAAGGUACAUCACAAGCUCACUUGGGUACUCAUAAAUGGUCAGAAGAAGAUACCAAGAAAAUAUUUGAUAAUCACAAGAGCUUAUCUACAUUAGUAUCAAAACUACCUGGAACAAUAAUGGGGUUAACAAAGGAGCCGAAGAAACUAGAAAGGGUAAUUUCAGGGUUAUUUAUAUUUGAAUUGAGUGAAGAUAAUUCGAAAAUAUUGGUUCAUACCAUUGAAAAUAUGGAAAUUAUUGAACGAUUUGAACCCGAAACACAACCAAAUGUCAAUGCUUUAAGAGUUUGUUAA